AUGGCUCGUACCAAGCAAACUGCGCGUAAGUCGACUGGUGGAAAGGCUCCACGUAAACAACUGGCUACCAAAGCCGCCCGUAAGAGUGCACCAGCCACCGGAGGAGUCAAGAAACCUCAUCGUUACCGUCCUGGAACAGUAGCUCUCCGUGAAAUUCGUCGCUACCAGAAGAGCACAGAACUUCUCAUCCGUAAAUUACCAUUUCAACGUCUGGUUCGUGAAAUCGCUCAAGAUUUCAAGACUGAUCUCCGAUUCCAGAGCUCAGGCGUGAUGGCCCUCCAGGAAGCCAGCGAAGCCUACCUCGUUGGUCUUUUUGAAGACACCAAUCUCUGUGCCAUCCACGCCAUGACUGGUCGUGGUAAGGGAGGAAAAGGAUUGGGAAAAGGAGGAGCCAAGCGGCAUCGUAAAGUUCUUCGUGAUAACAUCCAGGGUAUCACUAAACCAGCUAUCCGUCGUCUGGCUCGUCGUGGUGGAGUCAAGCGUAUCUCCGGUCUGAUCUACGAAGAAACCCGUGGAGUUCUCAAGGUCUUCCUUGAAAACGUUAUCCGUGACGCAGUUACCUACACCGAGCACGCUAAGCGUAAGACUGUCACCGCCAUGGACGUUGUCUACGCUCUGAAACGUCAAGGCCGUACUCUCUACGGUUUUGGAGGCUAAUUUUAUCACUCGACCCAGCAAUUCAUUAAACCAAACGGCCCUUUUCAGGGCCACCAAAUUUUUCAUACGUAAAAAGUAAAUCGAGUUUUAUUCUUAAAUAUUAUUGAUUGCAUCAUUUGUUCUGUAUUUGCUCACUAUUCUAUGUAACCAAUUUAUGAACCCUAAUUAUCUUGAAUAAUAAAACUACAAAAGAACGCCUUAAUAAACAAACGGUAUAUUUUAUCAUCGACAUAUCUACCUACAGUACAUCUAAAAUGCAUUAUUUGAGUUGUAUCAUGGAAAAUUUGCCUUAUUCCGAUUAAAAACCCA
This is a messenger RNA of Microplitis mediator, 966 nucleotides long. RefSeq names its product histone H3-like. The record is from RefSeq and is a predicted model, not a curated record. The transcript is spliced from 2 exons. Gene Ontology annotation, cellular component: nucleosome. Lineage: Eukaryota; Metazoa; Arthropoda; Insecta; Hymenoptera; Braconidae. Gene Ontology annotation, molecular function: structural constituent of chromatin; protein heterodimerization activity; DNA binding. The coding region runs from base 1 to 657 and encodes 218 amino acids.